Pimephales promelas (fathead minnow) is the source of this 1248-nucleotide messenger RNA. The record is from RefSeq and is a predicted model, not a curated record. Lineage: Eukaryota; Metazoa; Chordata; Actinopteri; Cypriniformes; Leuciscidae.
UUGCAUUUUUGUGAGAUUCAUUAGUUCUGUGAAUUAUUGGUCCAUUAUCAUUCAGCACUAUGGUAACAUUACAGUGGGGUGUGGACAGAAGAAUCCUCACUAUAUUUAGUGCAGCUUCUCACAUGUCACUGAUUGCUGCAUAUGUUCUCUGCUGGUUUUGAAGCACUUCUGCUUUCAGCCUGGUGUUAGAAUGUUCUUCUCUCAAGUUUAACAUCGCUUUGUUUACAAGAAUCAAUCAGAGGGAUACAACAGAGUGAACCUUGAGAUUUGUCAUUCAUUCUUAAAACAGGACAGCUGCAUGCGGUCAUCAUGAACAGAGCAUGGACUUUGUUCAAAUCCCAUCCAUACAUCCCUAAUGUGCUGGGAUACACAACCCUGUUUGCCACAGCGGACCUCAUUCAGCAAAGCAUGAUGGGAAAAGCUCAGGACAAAGUGACAGAACAACACAAACCAGACAGAAUAGGACAAGAUCCAUCUAAGAUGUCCACUGAAGGAAUAACUGUGGCCGGAGAAGCAAAGACAGAUGAUCUGACUUGGUAUAAUACCAAAAUAAGUGACCCAGAAGGCAAUAAAAAAGCCUCGGAAGAAAAUAAAACAUCAGCUCCAGUCCAACGUGUUCCGCAGCGUCACGGCAUCGACUGGGCCCAGACCGCUCGGGUGGCACUGGUUGGGUUCUGUUUCCAUGCUAACUUCAAUUACCAUUGGCUACGAGGACUGGAGAGGAUGUUUCCGGGGGGAGGGGCCAAAAGAGUGUCACUCAAAGUGUUUCUAGACCAGCUGUUUGCAGCCCCUUUGACAAUAAGUGCUUUCUACAUUGGGCUGAGCACAUUGGAGGGUGCAGAGGAUCCCCUUGAAGACUGGAGAAAUAAAUUCUGGACCUCUUAUCGGACUGGAGUGGUGUACUGGUCAGCAAUGCAGGCUGUGAACUUCUCCCUGAUCCCGCCAGUGGCUCGGACGGUUUUUGUUGGAGGAGUCGCUCUUGGCUGGACUGUCUUCUUGUGUCAUUUCAAGCAACAGAAGAGUGACUUCCUGAGCUAGGCUUUAUUCCACAUGCUGCUUGCAUGCCAUCUAUGAAACAUACUGCAUAUUCUUAAGGGAUGCAUUAAAGCUGGCUGAUUUUAAACAACUGAGAUUUUUAAACAAAUGCCAUUGUCUCCUAUAGGUUAAUUACAAAUAAAAUAAUGUUAAUAAAUGAUCAAUAUGCUUCAUAAUAAACACGUUUUUUGUUACCCCAGUUUUUCCACUCAU